AUUACGUAUAUAAAAAUUUUGCUAUUGUUAAGCAAAAAUUAGAUUUAUUAAUAGAAAACCAAUUAAACUUUCUUGAGCAAUGGGAAACUAACAAUACGCAAAAUGAUUUAAACGAAAACAACGAAGAGACUGCAAAUGUAAUGAUACAAUUUCCAAUAAAAACUGAUAACGCUUUAAAUGAAUUGGAAGAGACUCUCACCAAUAAUGACUAUCGCUCAAAAUUGAUAAAAGAACUUUCAAGAAUUGGUGGCAAAAACUUGAAAAGUGUUAUUUUGAAUUUAAUGAAAAGAAUUUUCUCAAUAACUAUUGCAAAAGAUUACAGUUGGUACGGAAAGAAGAACAACAAAACUUUUUCAGAAUUAAACCUUUGCUCAGUUCUAAUUAGUGUAGUUCAGAUUAAAUAUACACAAGCAACUGAAUAUGAAAUUUCGGAACCAAUUAAAACAUGGCUUCGUCAUGCAACUGAAAAAUCGAAAAGGAUACAACAUGAUGAAACUGCUUCAACGAAUGUACUCUGGAUGUUCGAAAAUCCCUCGACAUACAUCUGCAGGAUGUACCUAGGAUACAUUUUUGCUGUGUGAAUUCGACCGUGACCAAAUUUUAGUACGAUGCGUGAAUUUGUACAUUUAACAAUAUGGAUGUGUCCAGAGUACACGUAUUACAGAGGAAAAUUGUGGUUGGAAAAAUGUAAUAAUAGCAAAAUUAACACACCAGAAAAUUUGCACAAAAAUUAUAAAGUUUGUGGUAAUCAUUUUAAAUCGUCAAUGUUUUUAAACGAUUUGAAAAACAGACUUCAACCACAUGCAAUCCCCGAACCUAUAAGAAAUGAUAACGAUCAAUCAAGUGAAAAUAAUGCAACAUCCAAUUUGAGUGAUAAAUCUGAAGAAAAUACAUUAAUAUCAGAUAAUAACAAUAAUUUGAUAAGUAACGUGCAUGAAGAGGACCAUGUUGAAUCAGUGUUGCAUGUGCAACAUCAGUACACUCAAACAGAGUCAAUGAUUUCCAAUCAUUCCCCGCGCAAAACUAUUUUGAGAGGCCGAAUUAUAGCAUUACAUCGAGAAGUUCGAAAAUUAAAACGACAAUUACAACGGCAGACAAAUAAUAUAAAAAUUUGUGCGAGGAAAAUUUCCUUAGAAGAAUAUUGUGAAGUUACAAACGAAUUUUUAUCACCACAAGUUGCAAAUUUUGUGAAAACUCAAGUACUUUCGAUGGAUUGCCAUUGCCUGUCGACAGAUAGUAAUCAAUUAAAAAUUUGAUAUGUAAGUGGAUUUGAACUUGUAUCUUUGGCACAGACAGUAGCCGCGCAACUUCUUAACGUUAUA
Mycetomoellerius zeteki is the source of this 1322-nucleotide messenger RNA. RefSeq lists its product as uncharacterized. Lineage: Eukaryota; Metazoa; Arthropoda; Insecta; Hymenoptera; Formicidae. The transcript has 7 exons. The record is from RefSeq and is a predicted model, not a curated record. The coding region runs from base 609 to 1256 and encodes 215 amino acids.